AUGACACAGAUGUUCUAUACGAUUACCGGAAAGCUGCUUAUCAGCAUUUGUGUUAGCCAGCUCACAGAGAAGCAAAUAACUUGCACACAAACCUACUUAUCUUUAGAAGAGAGCCAAGAACCCAAGAGUACAGUUUCUUUUCUCCUGACUGACUCAGAAUCCACAGACUCUUCUCUGUCUAUCGAAAAGAAACAACCUAUGGACCACAGAGAAACUGAGAGACAGUGGUUGCUCAGAAGAAAGCGAUCUACUCUGUUUCCUAAUGGUGUGAAAACCUGCCCAGAUGAAAAUGUUACAGAGGCCAUGGCAAACCAUGUGAAAUAUUUUAAAGUCCGAGUAUGCCAGGAAGCUGUCUGGGAAGCCUUCAGGACUUUUUGGGAUCGACUUCCUGGGCGUGAAGAAUAUCAUUACUGGAUGAAUUUGUGUGAGGAUGGAAUCACAACUAUAUUUGAAAUGGGCACACAUUUUAGUCAGUCUGUGGAACAUAGAAGCUUAAUUAUGAAGAAACUGACAUACACAAAGGAAACUGUAAGCAGCCCUGAAUUGUCAUCUCCAGUUCCUGUUGGUGAUACCUCAACAUUGGGAGGUGCCAGUCUCAGUGUUCCAUAUCCAGGGGUGACCUUCUAUGAAGGUAUCUCAGAGAGCAGCUUGGAGAGGCCAGAAGAGAGUAUUAGCAAUGAAAUUGAGAAUGUGAUAGAAGAAUCCACAAAACCAGCAGUGGAGCAGGUUGCAGAAUUCAGUAUCCACCUUUUGGGGGAACAAUUCAAUGAAGAACUACAGGAUCCCUCCAGCUUUCACCACCAGCGCCUUGUAGAAGAGUUUAUUUCAGAGGUGGAAGAUGCAUUUACUGGGCUACUGGGCUACAAGGACAUUCAUGUACUUGACUUUAGAUCCCCUAAGGAAAAUGGCAGUGGCAUAGAUGUUCACUACGCAGUUACCUUCAAUGGUGAUGCCAUCAGCAAUACCACCUGGGACCUAAUUAGCCUUCACUCCAACAAGGUGGAGAACCAUGGUCUUGUGGAAUUGGAUGAUAAGCCCACUGCUGUUUAUACAAUUAGUAACUUCAGAGAUUAUAUUGCUGAGACACUGCACCAGAAUUUUUUGCUGGGGACCUCCUCUUUGAAUCUGGAUCCUGACUCCCUUCAGCUUAUUGAUGUGAGAGGAGUUUUACUUCCCCAAGGUGAAGACCAAGUUUGGAACACCCAAAGUUCAAGUCUUCAGGAAACCUUACCAUCUAUUCUGGAUAAUACCCCUCAAGCUGAAUGGCCCUCAGCAGAUGAAUUCACCAUGAGCAGUAUUUCACCACUUGAUUUCAGCUCUGGUCCUCCUUCAACCACUGGCAGGGAACUCUGGUCAGAAAGCCCUUUGGGUGAUUUAGUGUCUGCACCCAAAUUAGCCUUUCCCUCGAAGGUGAGCCUCAGUUCUCCCCCAGAGGUUUUAGAGGUUAGCAGCUUGACUCUUCAUUCUGUCACCCCAGCAGUGCUUCAGACUGGCUUGCCUGUGGCUUCUGAAGAAAGGACUUCUGGGUCUCACUCCUUAGAAGAUGGAUUAACUAAAGUUAAAGGGUCAGAAGAUUUUCUUUCUAUUGAUCCACUGCCUUCAAGCCCAUUUAGUCGUCCUGUGCCAAAAGAAAUAAUACCAUCCAUGGAAGACUCUGGGGUGUCUCUGACAUCCUCACCAUAUCCAGUCUCCUCGGUCACAUUCGACAUUCUUGCUAAAGAAGUAACUACACCUUUUGGCAUGGACUCUUUGGCCUCCAAAGUCAAAGGCCAAUUAGAAGUGAACACUUGGAUGCCAGACACAUCUAUGGAGAAAGAGUUCAUAUUUGAGAGUGGUUUAGGUUCAGGGUCUGGGCAAAAGGUAGGUCUGAUUAGUUGGCCAUGGAGCAAGACUUCAUUAGAGAAGAACACUGAACCACUGUCCAAGUCAUGGCUUGAAGUUGAGGAUUCAGAGGAUUUACUUUUGCCAACUGAGGAUAUAGAUGAGAAACUAGUUAUAGAUGACAGAAUAGAUUCCAUAGAUCAAAGGACUGAGCAUUCAACAUAUGGGCAUUUUGAUAGAUCCAGAAACUUUGCAGAGGAUGAGACCCUUGGUGGACCUACUGUGUCCAUCUUUGCAGAGACCACAACUCAAUCUGCAUCUCCAGUUCUAUCCAAGCACACAUCAGAAGUACCUGACACUGACUAUUAUUCAAUUACCAAAUCACCUCCUCUACUGACAUCUGCAGCAAUCUCUGCUUCUACUGAUAAACCAGUUCAAGAAGAACCCUUUCUAAAGGAGGAUAUGGAGCAAACUACAGAAUCAUCCAGCCGUGAAUGGUUUGACAGCAAGAUUGCAGUAGUGAAGCCAGAUGUGCAAACUUUGUGGACCAUAUUGCCAGAAUCAGAUGUAGUUUGGGUAAGAACUUCUUCCCUAGGGAAACUGCCGAGAGACACAUUGGCAAGUACACCACAGAGUACUGACAAGCUCUGGUUGAAGGCUUCCAUGACACAGUCUACCAAAUUGCCUUCAACCACAAGUUCCACCCUGCUGGAAGAUGAAGUCGUUAUGGGCGUACAGGAUAUUUCAUUAGAAUUGGACCAGAUAGGCACAGAUUACUAUCAUCCUGAGCUAAUCCCAGAGGAAAAUGGCAAGGUUGGUGGUUAUGUGGAAAUGUCUACAAGUAUUCAUUCCACAGAGAUGGCUAUUGUGGCUCAGCCAACAAAAAGUGAUGACUUGAGUCAUACCCAAGCCGCAGGAGCUUUGGUGGUUUUCUUCAGCCUCAGAGUGACUAACAUGAUGUUUUCAGAAGAUCUGUUUAAUAAAAACUCUCUGGAGUAUAAAGCCCUGGAGCAAAGAUUCUUAGAACUGCUGGUUCCCUAUCUCCAGUCAAAUCUCACUGGGUUCCAGAAUUUAGAAAUCCUGAACUUCAGAAAUGGCAGUAUUGUGGUGAACAGCCGAAUGAAGUUCGCCAAGUCUGUCCCUCCUAAUGUCACCAAUGCUGUAUACGUGAUUCUGGAAGACUUUUGCACCACUGCUUACCAAACCAUGAACUUGGCUAUUGAUAAAUACUCCCUCGAUGUGGAAUCAGGUGAUCAAGCCAACCCUUGCAAGUUUCAGGCAUGCAAUGAAUUUUCCGAGUGUUUGGUCAACACCUGGAGUGGAGAAGCAGAGUGCAGAUGCUACCCUGGGUACCUGAGUGUGGAAGAACUGCCCUGUCAGAGUCUCUGUGACCUACAGCCCGACUUCUGCUUGAAUGAUGGAAAGUGUGACAUCAUGCCUGGGCAUGGGGCCAUUUGUAGGUGCCGGGUGGGUGAGAACUGGUGGUAUCGAGGUGAGCACUGUGAGGAGUUUGUGUCCGAGCCCUUGGUGAUAGGCAUCACCAUCGCCUCCAUGGUUGGACUUGUCCUCAUUUCUGCUGCUUUCGUCUUCUUCCUCAUCAGGACUCUUCAAGCUCAAUAUGUUAGGAGAGAAAGAGAGAGACCCUUCAGUAGGCAGUCUGACAGCCUCUCAUCUAUGGAAAGAGCUGUAAAGCACAACCCCGUGUUUGAAAGUCACGGCGCUGAUCUCGAGCAGUAUGAAGGACCCUACCCUCCGCGGCCCUUCUACAGCUCCACAGGCAGAGAGAUGAUUGCUGGUCUGAGCAGGGAAGAAAUCAGACAAAUGUAUGAGAACAGUGAGCUUUCCAGAGAGGAAAUUCAAGAAAGAAUGAGAAUUUUGGAACUGUAUUCCAGGGAUCCUGAGUUUGCAGCUUUUGUGAGAGAACAUCAAAUGGAAGAGCUUUAACCAAAACUCCUAUUUUGCAACUGAUUAGAAGCCUAGAGAAGAUGGAGAUCACUCAUUCCCUAUGUCAUAUAAUUAACUUGAGUUUGGAACUCUGUUGGAAGAAGCGUUUUCUAUCAAAAAAAUUAAAUUUGGGACACAAAUAUUUUUUUCUAGUUUAAAAUUUUAGAAUAUAGUAAGAGAUGUGAUGGUUUUUAUACCCACAAAGACCAAAAGCUGUACUUAAAGGGAAUCAAAACUGUAUGGGGCUUCCCUGGUGGCACAGUGAUUAAGAAUCCACCUGUCAAUGCAGGGGACAUGGAUUCGAGUCCUGGUCUGGGAAGAUCCCACGUGCCGCGGAGCAAUGAAGCCCGUGCACCACAACUACUGAGCCUGCUCUCUAGAGCCUGCAAGCCACAACUGCUGAGCCCAUGUGCCACAACUAUUGAAGCCCGCGCACCUAGAGCCCGUGCUCCGCAACAAGAGAAGCCACCGCAAUGAGAAUCCUGCACACCACAAGGAAGAGCAGCCCUCGCUUGCCGCAACUAGAGAAAGCCCGCAUGCAUCAAUGAAGACCCAAUGCAUCCAAAAAUAAAUAAAUAAAAGAAAUAAAUUAAAAAAAAAACUGUAUGAAUUCUGGAAAGUGUUCUAUAAGGAAAAAGCCGGGCCUGGGAGUUGGGGCU
Molecule: messenger RNA, 4424 nt
Organism: Mesoplodon densirostris (Blainville's beaked whale)
Lineage: Eukaryota; Metazoa; Chordata; Mammalia; Artiodactyla; Ziphiidae
Gene: IMPG2
Product: interphotoreceptor matrix proteoglycan 2
Exons: 19
Coding region: 1-3765 (1254 amino acids)
Biological process (GO): visual perception
Molecular function (GO): hyaluronic acid binding; heparin binding
Source: RefSeq, a predicted model, not a curated record